Messenger RNA from Parathielavia appendiculata, 318 nucleotides. RefSeq lists its product as uncharacterized. Lineage: Eukaryota; Fungi; Ascomycota; Sordariomycetes; Sordariales; Chaetomiaceae. The transcript has a single exon. The coding region runs from base 121 to 282 and encodes 53 amino acids. The record is from RefSeq and is a predicted model, not a curated record.
UUGCGAAGGAAACGCUAAACCCUGCUCCCACUUACCGCUCCCCGUUGAGUGAGACCAUGCCUUCAAAAUUGAAACAAAAGUAGAAGAGAUUAGAAGACACCUUCAUUUGUAAGGCUUCAUAUGUGUGCCCGACACCCCUCGGUUAAGGGGAUUCUCCCCAGAAAAAAACCUCAACGACGUACCAGGUAUCAACCGCCCAGGGAAACAGUGGCCCGACCCCAUGACCGCCCUGAUGUCCGCAGCAGUGAGGUUCUCCAGCUCAAUCCUAUCACCUUUAUCUAAAGGUGGCGUUUACGCCAGCGAUCUACAACCAAAUAU